Messenger RNA from Lacerta agilis (Sand lizard), 2304 nucleotides. Its product is annotated as vomeronasal type-2 receptor 26-like. Lineage: Eukaryota; Metazoa; Chordata; Lepidosauria; Squamata; Lacertidae. The coding region runs from base 1 to 2304 and encodes 767 amino acids. The transcript is spliced from 9 exons. Gene Ontology annotation, cellular component: membrane. The record is from RefSeq and is a predicted model, not a curated record. Gene Ontology annotation, molecular function: G protein-coupled receptor activity. Gene Ontology annotation, biological process: G protein-coupled receptor signaling pathway.
AUGGCAUUAGUGGUUUUGCUGCUGGUACUGCUUCCCCAUAUAACAUAUGAAACCAACAUUCAUAUGUGCAGGGUCCAGCACCCAGGUCAGCCUGUUCACAAAUACUAUCAGAAUGGAGACCUCAUCAUUGGUGUCAUUGCUUCUCAGAGUUUCAUUGUCUCUAGCUCAAUAGACUUCACUGAACAGCCACCUCCAACAUUGAAUGAAGACUUAAUUAUAAUACCUAAUAAUUACCAACACAUCCUGGCCUUGGCCUUCUCAGUAAAGGAGAUCAAUGAAAACCCUCAGAUCUUACCCAAUAUCACCUUGGGCUUCCACAUUUAUGACAGCUAUUUCAAUGCCAAGGCAACCUAUCAUGCCACUAUACUACUUACUUCAGCUCUGGAGAGAUUUGUCCCCAAUUACAUUUGCAAUAUUCAGAAUAAUCUAAUAGCAGUCAUUGGGGGACUGGACUCUGAAAUCUCCCUUCAUGUGGCAAAUGCCUUGGAUAUUUACAAGAUUCCACAGCUAACAUACAGCCCUGCUCCAGUGAUGAAUGAUAAAACUCCAGGCCUUCCCUUCUACCAGAUGGUCCCUAAUGAAGCCAUUCAUUACCACAAAUUUUCUUUGGUAUCCCUUCCAAUGCAGCUCCAUCAUUCCCUGAGAAGUAUCUCAUUUAACAACAGCGUGGGAGAAAUGGUUUCCUUUGACAAAAACAGACAGUUUGUAGCUGGCUUUGAUGUUACUAACUGGGUUAAUUCUGGAGAGGAACCUGUAGUGAAAGUUGGGAGGAUGGAUCCCAAGGCUCACCCAGGCCAAGCGUUCACCAUCAAUGAAGAUGCCAUAACAUGGCACAUUUGGUUUAACCAGACACAACCUCUUUCUGUGUGUACUGAGAGUUGCCAUCCUGGUUCCAGCAAGAAAGUGAAGGAGGGGGAGCCAUUUUGCUGCUAUGAUUGUAUCCCAUGUCCAGAAGGGAAGAUUUCAGACCAGGAUGAUAUGAGUGAUUUUUAUGAAUGCACAGAUGAGAAUUAUCCAAACAAAAACAGAGAUUUGUGUAUUCCCAAGAAUCUCCAUCACAUUCUGAGAUGUAUCUCAUUUAACAACAGUGCUGGAGACAAGAUAUCCUUGGAUGAGAAUGGGAAAUUAGCAGCUGGGUUUGAUAUUGUCAACUACAUUCUUUUACCAAAUCAAUCAAAAGUGAAGAUUGGGAAGGUAGAUCCACAAGCUCCUUUAGACAAAAUGUUAACCAUCAAUGAGGAUGCCAUCACUUGGCACUACUGGUUUAACCAGACACGACCUCUUUCGUUAUGUAGUGAGACUUGCCAUCCAGGUUCAAGGAAGAAAGUGAAAGAGGGGAAACCAUUUUGCUGCUAUGACUGCUUCCCAUGUCCAGAAGGGAAGAUCUCAAAUGAGAAGGAUAUGAAUGACUGUUUUAAAUGUCCAGAUGAACACUAUGCAACCCCUCAAAAAGAUGCAUGUGUUCCCAAGAAAGUAAGUUUCCUGUCUUAUGAAGAACCUUUGGGGAUCAGUUUAGCCUGUUUUUCUCUUUCUUCUUCUAUGAUGACAGCUCUGGUGCUAGGGACAUUUAUAAAGCACCACAACACUCCCAUUGUCAAAGCCAACAACCGGGACCUCACCUAUACACUCCUCAUCUCCCUUCUACUCUGCUUCCUUUGUGCAUUGCUAUUUAUUGGCCAGCCUCAGAAGGUGACCUGUCUCCUCCGACAAACUGCUUUUGGUAUCAUCUUCUCUGUGGCUGUUUCUUGUGUGCUGGCAAAAACUAUCACAGUUGUUCUGGCUUUCAUGGCCACCAAACCAGGAUCAAGGGGGAGGAAAUGGUUGGGGAAAAGACUGACCAAUUUUAUUGUUCUUUCCUGUUCUCUUAUUCAAGCAGGCAUCUGUACUCUAUGGCUUGCAACCUCCUCCCCAUUCCCAGAUGCUGACAUGCACUCCUUAACUUCAGAAAUUGUAUUAGAAUGUAACGAGGGGUCUGUAACUAUGUUCUACUCUGUUCUUGGCUACAUGGGAUUCCUUGCAAUUCUUAGUUUCGCUGUGGCUUUCCUUGCCAGAAAGUUACCUAACAGUUUCAAUGAAGCCAAGUUUAUCACUUUCAGUAUGUUGGUCUUCUGCAGUGUUUGGUUAUCCUUUGUUCCUUCCUACCUGAGCACCAAAGGAAAAUAUAUGGUUUCAGUGGAGAUCUUCUGCAUCUUAUCCUCCAGUGCUGGGCUGCUGGGUUGCAUCUUCCUUCCCAAAUGUUAUCUGAUUGUGCUGAGGCCUGAGCUGAAUAACAGGGAACAUCUAAUAAGGAGGAAAGCUGAAUGA